Messenger RNA from Postia placenta MAD-698-R-SB12, 1032 nucleotides. RefSeq lists its product as hypothetical. The transcript is spliced from 11 exons. Gene Ontology annotation, biological process: biosynthetic process. Lineage: Eukaryota; Fungi; Basidiomycota; Agaricomycetes; Polyporales; Adustoporiaceae. Gene Ontology annotation, molecular function: acyltransferase activity, transferring groups other than amino-acyl groups. The record is from RefSeq and is a predicted model, not a curated record. The coding region runs from base 1 to 1032 and encodes 343 amino acids.
AUGGCUCUACGCUCAGGGAUACAACUAUAUCGCCAUGGACGCUUCCCCGUUGCGGGUGGCGUUCUCCCUGAUGCUUUCACAGCCUAUGAGACAUUCGGGGAUCCCAAGAACCGUUGCAUAAUAUUUCCGACCUGCUACGGAGGACGUUUAGAUAAAGGACUCGCAAAGAAGAGCUUUAUUAACUCAUGGCUGCAGGCGUUGGAUCCGACGAAAUACUAUAUCGUUACUCUUGCCUUGUUCUCGAACGGAGAGUCCUCAUCUCCGUCGAACACGCCUGUACCAUACAAUGGCCCAUACUUCCCUGGCGUUUCCUACGAGGACAACAUCCGCGCCCAGUAUGCCGUCUUAACAAAGGGGCUUGGCAUUACCAAAGCCUACUGCGUCAUUGGCUUUUCAAUGGGCGCACAGCAGGCAUAUUAUUGGCCUGUGAUGUAUCCAGAUUUUGUCGAAAAAUUCAUAUCCAUUUGUGGGUCCGCUCGCACCAGCGUCCAUAAUAAGUGUUUCCUGGAAGGCCCCAAGGCAGCCCUUGUAGCGUCUAAAGACUUCGAUAACGGACACUACAAGACUCAACCCUACAUUGGCAUCCGCGCCUUCGGGCGGGUCUACUCUGCAUGGGCCUACGGACAGGCUUGGUUCCGUCAGCACGGUCACCUCUACGACGGAAAGUAUUCCUCCCUGGACGACUUCCUCCGCUCGGACUGGGAAGGCGGCUUCCUCGAUUGGGACGCUAACGACCUCCUCACGCUCUUGAAAACGUGGCAAACGGGCGACAUCACCCUCGCCAAUGGCCCAGGUGCAGGAGAUUUCGCGAAAUCCCUUUCGGGCAUCACGGCCAGGGGGUUGAUAAUGCCCUGCAAGACGGACCUGUACUUCCCUCCGGAGGACAGUGAGAUAGAAGUCUCGCUUAUGACUAACGGAUCGAAGCUCGUGGUGAUCCCUUCAGUGUGGGGCCAUAUGGCCGGGGGCGGUGCUAAUGACGCGGACGACGCAUUUAUCGAAGCGGAAGUGAGGGGAUUCCUGGAAGAAAUAUAA